AUGACCCGAAACGGCCCCGCCGGAGCCUCGACGCGUCGAAAGGGCUACGAGUCGGUACAGAACGAUGCUUCCGAUGACGAGUCGCUGCUAGUCUCGGAAGAUAGUUUUGAAGAAGUUCGCCAUGACAAAGGAGCUGCAGGCGCUGGACUGUUCAGUGGCGAGUCUGAAGAUGAAGCUGAGGGCGAGGACGAUGUGAACCUACUGUCUGCGAAAGGAGGGAAACGAACGGAAUCACACCACGAGCCUGCAUCUGCGAGUGCCAGUCUCCCAACUGUGGAUGUACCCAGCGACGAACAGGAUGUGGAUGUCGGCCACUUCAUUGAGCAGGUUUUGGAUCGCGAGAGGAAGGAUAUGCUUCAGGAGUCGUUUGACACGGACUUGGAGGAUGGGAACUCAAACUUUGUUCUCAGUGACGAUGACGAUUACGGGAUUCCCCUUGUUAAAGGUUCGAGAGGGAAACCGAGAGAUAAGGAGGUCCGAGGCCGGAUGUCGGGAUUAAGAGCUUUGCUCCCGUUGAAGAAAUGGUGGCAUGCGAUUCCGCUGGGCGUGGCUGCCAUUGGAUUGAUGUGGCUUGCGAUGCAGGGCCUGUCCUGGAUGAAGGCUGACAGUUCUAGAAAGGAAUAUGGAUCUAUACCUUGGUACCCUACUCCAUUAGGAGGCAAGGAUGCUGCGUGGAAGGAGAGUUAUUCCAAGGCGCAGGGUAUGGUGGAGCUGAUGACGCUUGUGGAGAAGGUCAAUGUUACGACUGGGACGGGAUGGCAGAUGGGUCUUUGUGUUGGGAAUACUGGUCCCGCUGAACUGGCUGGAUUCCCAUCGCUGUGCCUUCAGGACGGUCCUUUGGGUUUGAGAUAUGCACAGAACAUCACUGCAUUCCCUGCUGGGAUCACCACAGGAGCGACCUGGAAUCGCGAGCUCAUGCGUGAGCGUGGUUUAGCUAUGGGGCUGGAAGCCCGUCUUAAAGGAGUGAACGUGAUCCUCGGACCUUCAAUGGGUCCGCUAGGCAUGAUGCCUGCCGGUGGUCGUAACUGGGAAUCUUUUGGAUCAGACCCUGUUUUACAAGCCGUGGCUGCUGCUGAGACAAUUCAGGGUAUUCAGCGCAACGGUGUGAUGGCAACAGCCAAGCACUUCGUUAUGAAUGAACAGGAACACUUCCGUCAGCCCUUCGAGUGGGGUAUCCCCACAGCACUUUCGUCGAACAUUGACGAUCGUACCUUGCACGAGGUCUUCGUUUGGCCGUUCGCCGAGAGCGUGCGCGCUGAUGUUGCCAGCGUAAUGUGCGCAUAUCAGCAGGUUAACAACAGCCACUCGUGUGAGAACAGCAAACUCUUAAAUGGAAUUCUCAAGGAUGAGCUCGGAUUCCAGGGCUUCGUGCAGUCCGAUUGGCUUGCUCAACGAUCAGGCGUGCAGAGUGCUCUCAGUGGUCUCGACAUGAGUAUGCCCGGGGAUGGCCUCCGUUGGGCCGAUGGUGAUCCGCUCUGGGGUCCCCAUUUAACUCGCGCAGUACUGAACGAAUCGGUUCCUGUGAGUCGAAUCAACGAUAUGGUCACCCGCAUUGUCGCUGCCUGGUUCCACUUCCGCCAGGAUCACUGGCACCGGCCUCCGCCGGAGAGUGACGGUGGCCCGAAUUUCUCUUCGUGGACCAAGGAGAGGGUCGGCGGUUUGCACCCAGGCAGCCCUGACGAUCUUACCAAGGAGGUAGUCAACCACUUUGUCGAUGCACAGGGCAGUGGAUCUCGGGCGCACUCCGUUGUGGCCCGCAAGGUGGCUGCAGAGGGCACUGUGCUGUUGAAGAAUGACAAUGAUACGCUUCCAUUCUCUCGCGAUGUAUCCAAACCCGAUGGAAAAUAUCGCAUUGGUAUCUAUGGGGAAGAUGCUGGUCCUGGCAAAGGACCCAACGCGUGCCCUGACCGGGGUUGCAAUCAAGGUACUCUUGCUUCUGGAUGGGGUAGCGGGGCGGUCGACUUUCCAUACCUGGUAACCCCCUGGGACGCUUUACGAUCCGCAUGGUCAGCAGAGACAGUAGAUGUGCAGGGAUAUUUGACCAACGGUGUGGCCGUGGAGGACGUGACGGAACAGGAUUUGUGCGUAGUCUUUGCCAACUCUGACGGAGGUGAAGGCUUCAUCAAGAAUGACGGCAUCGAUGGAGACCGCAACGAUCUAUUCCUACAGAGGAAUGGCAUCGCACUGAUCGAGCGUGUGGCCCGUCAUUGCGGAGGUGGCCGAGGCAAGACAGUCGUCGUGGUACAUUCGAUCGGCCCCGUCGUGCUUGACCCCUGGAUCGACCUGCCAGGUGUUCAUGCCGUCGUCUACGCCAAUCUCCCUGGGCAAGAAAGCGGGAAUGCCCUGGCCGAUGUGCUAUUCGGUGACGUUGAUGCCAGCGGACGCCUGCCGUACACAAUCGGACACUCUCUGGAGGACUACGGCCCGGGCGCGCAGGUGCUGUACGAGACCGGGGACCCCGUUCCUCAAGUCAACUUCGAACAGGGGCUGUACAUCGACUACCGGUAUUUCGACCAUUACAACAUCACGCCGCGAUACGAGUUUGGCUUCGGCCUGUCAUACACGACUUUCGACUUCUCAUCGCUCAAGCUCCAGCCAAUCCAGGACAAGUCGCGACUCCCCGGACCUCGUCCAGAGGAUGCAGCCAACCCUCCCAGUUACGAUGAAAACCCCGGGAAUCCCAGUGAUUCGAUAGUCCCUCACGGCUUCAAGCUUCUUGGGAAAUACAUCUACCCCUACCUCCUCAGCCAUUCCGGGACCAAGCCCGGCUCAUACCCCUACCCAGAAGGCUACAAGAAAAAGCAAAAGCCCUCAGAAGCAGGCGGCGGACCCGGAGGGAACCCAUCUUUAUACGAAGCCAUGCUCGAACUCUCCGUGAACGUAACCAACACUGGCACGCGUCCUGGCAAAGAAGUGGUGCAGAUCUACGUCUCCUUCCCGGACCACGUCCUCGAACACCGCGGGUUUGGCUGGGCCCGUGAGGAAAUCGACUUCCCCGAUCGCGUUCUCCGGAACUUCUCCAAGAUUGAGCUCAAUCCCGGCGAAACGAGGACGGUGAAUAUGACGUUGUCACGUAAGGAUUUAAGUUACUGGAGUGUUCGGGCGCAGAACUGGAUUAUGCCGACUGACGGUAAGUUCCGUAUCUGGGCUGGGAAGAGCUCGCGGGAUUUGCCGUUGGUAGCGGAGUUUUGA
Molecule: messenger RNA, 3192 nt
Organism: Penicillium cinerascens
Lineage: Eukaryota; Fungi; Ascomycota; Eurotiomycetes; Eurotiales; Aspergillaceae
Product: beta-glucosidase
Exons: 3
Coding region: 1-3192 (1063 amino acids)
Biological process (GO): glucan catabolic process
Molecular function (GO): beta-glucosidase activity
Source: RefSeq, a predicted model, not a curated record